This is a messenger RNA of Xiphophorus hellerii (green swordtail), 1382 nucleotides long. RefSeq names its product 3-hydroxy-3-methylglutaryl-CoA lyase (gene hmgcl). Gene Ontology annotation, biological process: ketone body biosynthetic process; L-leucine catabolic process. Gene Ontology annotation, molecular function: hydroxymethylglutaryl-CoA lyase activity. The record is from RefSeq and is a predicted model, not a curated record. Bases 47 to 994 code for a protein of 315 amino acids. The transcript is spliced from 10 exons. Lineage: Eukaryota; Metazoa; Chordata; Actinopteri; Cyprinodontiformes; Poeciliidae.
GCGUUUCCAGGAAGUAUGACGCCAGGCUGCUGUUAGCCAGCUAGUGAUGGCUGCUACAAUGAGGCUUGUCAACAGAACCACUUUCAGAUUAAGAAUGGGCCAGCAGUAUAUGUCGUUCAGCUCCGCACCAAAGGAGAAGACGGCAUGUGUAAAAGCUGCUCAUGCUCUCCCACAAACGGUGAAAAUAGUGGAAGUUGGACCCAGAGACGGUCUUCAAAAUGAAAAGACUGUCGUUCCAACAGAGGCAAAAAUCAAUUUAAUUAACAUGUUGUCAGAGUCUGGACUUCCAGUCAUCGAGGCCACCAGCUUUGUGUCCCCUAAAUGGGUUCCUCAGAUGGCAGAUCAAGUGGAGGUAAUGAAAGGUAUCAUUAAGAAACCAGGAGUAUCUUAUCCAGUCCUCACGCCAAACCUGAAAGGCUUUCAAGCUGCUCUAAAGGCCGGAGCUUCAGAGGUGGCCAUAUUUGGUGCUGCAUCUGAGCUGUUUAGCAAGAAGAACAUAAACUGUUCCGUGGAAGAGAGUUUACAGCGCUUCGAAGAGGUCAUGAAGGCAGCUAAAGAAGCUGCCGUGCCAGUUCGGGGUUAUGUCUCGUGCGUUGUGGGAUGUCCGUAUGAAGGCCAGGUGGCGCCUGAAAAAGUUGCACAUGUGGCGAAGCGCCUGUACUCUAUGGGCUGUUACGAGAUUUCUCUAGGUGACACUAUUGGAGUGGGGACUCCUGGAAGUAUGACUAAAAUGUUGGAAGCUGUGGCCAAAGAGGUGCCAGUCAGCGCUUUAGCUGUUCACUGCCACGACACUUAUGGCCAGGCUCUGGCUAACAUCCUCAUAGCCUUGCAGAUGGGAAUCAGUGUGGUAGACUCAUCAGUAGCUGGACUGGGGGGCUGUCCUUACGCUCAGGGGGCUUCUGGGAAUGUUGCAACUGAAGAUGUUGUUUAUAUGCUGCAUGGACUUGGAAUUCAAACAGUGGACAAAUUGGAUUUUGAGAUCAGUAGACAAUAAUCCCUUUCAGACUGGGAGGAGGAGUGCCAACAAUUUUUCUAGACACUAAAUGAAGAACUGGUUCCAGUCUGGAUAGAACACGCCCAAAGAAAUUUAUAGUGUGACUCAACCUCUGCCAGCAACAAGUCCUGACAAGACGGAUACAACAGAAUGAAAGGCACAACUUUCAACUACUGGCUUUGAAAAAGGAAGGAAGCCAAGAAAUUGUGUGAGAAGGUCUUUCCACAAGACCCUAGAGGUUCCCAUCGCGAGCGGGAGGGUGGGAUUGUUUACAGAGACACACAGUCCGACUGGAGAAACAGGAUAAUGGCCAAAGGCAAUCACAUGUGUAACAUCGUAACAACUUUGAGUUGCUACUAUGUCAAUAAAGAACAAAAUCUUGAAGGAA